Messenger RNA from Rhizophagus irregularis DAOM 181602=DAOM 197198, 1383 nucleotides. NCBI's taxonomy places the organism in Eukaryota, Fungi, Glomeromycota, Glomeromycetes, Glomerales, Glomeraceae. The record is from RefSeq and is a predicted model, not a curated record.
AUGAGUUACAAUUAUAAGGACGAGAUGCAAAUAGAAUCUGAAUUUAAAGAAUUGAAUAUUUCUGAUAGAAAUCCAAAAAUCAAUCAUAAAAAUUGUUAUCAACCAACCUUAGAUGGUAAAUUAUGGUGUAAAGAAUGUGUUCCUCAUUGCAUAAUCGAAGGAUGGACCAGCGAAAAUAACGAUAUUGAUAAAUUUAUCAAGGAUACGAUUUAUAAUGCAAAAUUAAAAUAUGAUAUUAAUGCUAAAGUUGAAUAUCCAUUAUUUCUUGAAUGGGUACCAUUUGAUAGAUUUGAAGAUGUAGAACAAAUUGGAGAAGGUGGAUUUUCUAAAGUAUAUUCUGCAAUAUGGAUUGAUGGUAAAGCAGAAUAUUUUAGACAAGAUGAUGGAAGUUGGAAAAAAAGAAAUCCUAAGCCUAUAAAAGUAGCUUUGAAAAAAUUAAAUGAAUCACAAAACAUUUCAACUAAUUAUUUAAAUGAGAUUAAAACUUUUUGGAAUAUUUAUUUUUAUGAUACUAAUUAUUUAAAAUUUUAUGGAAUAACUAAAGAUACAGAAACUAAAGAAUUUAUGAUGAUUAUAGAAUUAGCAAAUCAAGGGAAUUUGAGAAGUGUUCUUUCAAAUAAUUUUAAUAAUAUUUUUUGGUAUAAGAAAAUAAAAGACUUACAUGAUAUAGCAUACGAUCUUAAAAAUUUACAUGAAUUGGGAUAUUUUCAUAAAGAUUUUCAUAGUGGAAAUAUAUUACAGAAUCUUGAAAAAAGCGACAUAAGUUAUUCGUAUAUUUCUGAUUUUGGAUUAUCUGGACCAUCAAAUGAACAAAAAUUGGAUGAUAAAAUUUGUGGGGUAUUACCAUAUAUUGCUCCAGAAGUUUUGAAUAGAGAACCAUACACAUUAUCCUCUGAUAUUUAUAGUUUUGGUGUAAUUAUGACAGAAUUAUCAUCUGGAAAACCUCCUUUUUAUAAUAGAAAACAUGAUAUUAGCUUAGGAUUAGAAAUUUGCAAUGGAAUCAGACCCGAAUUUGGAAAGGGAACUCCUGAAAUUUAUAAAAAAUUAGCUUAUAGAUGUAUGAGUGCUAUUCCAAAUCAAAGACCAACAGCAAGUGAAUUAUAUGACAUAUUAGAUUUUUGGUUUAAAUCUCAUGAGAAUGAAUAUUAUCAGGAAGAGAAAUUUGGUUAUAAAAGAGAAGAGAUCAAAGCUAUUUUUGAUGAAGCUGAUGAUGAGAUACCAAAUAUUACAACAUCAUAUGAAAAAAAUCCUGAUGCAAUAUACACUAGUAGGAUAUUCACUUUUAGUAAUUUGCCAAAACCUGUUAAUUCAUCUAUUAUUACUUCAUAUAUUGAUGAAGAUAAUGAAGAUGGUCAAGAUUCUAAAUUAUUGAUUUUUAAUUAG